AUGAGUCCGGAACCUCACGCUGAUGACCGCAAAGCUCUCAAGCAGUGUUCAAAAAAGAUGAACGCCGAGAGACUAAGAUACCUACGAACACAAAGUGAAUAUUUCCCUCUCACUGACAGUCUCAUCGUCCCCAAGAGUCGUGUUGCUCGCGCUUUGGAUACUUGUGUCAGCAAUCUCAAGAAUACAGGGAAGCAACUCAAACUCAGAAGGUCUCGCUCCUUCGAGACUGAGAGCAGAAUCCCGUCUCGCGACGUUACGCAUCCCGCAUCUGAUCUACUCGCAGUGCCAAACCUGAAGGAUCUGCCUGAGAAGAAGGAUCUUGAUAGAGCAUCCCCAAAGGAAAGUUCUUUCAGAAGAAAGUUCAGCAGAACGAUGACUGGUGACUCUGUCAAGAAAGCCAGCAGCAUGGACAGAAAGAGCUGGCAAACCCAGUCCUCCUCCGCAGGCAGUGGAGGAAAGACUCGCUCUGUCCGCUCUGCCUCGGUCACGGCGACUGAUAAAGAUCCGGCUGGAGGAGAUACCGCAGCACCUAUUGAAGGAGACCUUGCGAAGCUCAAGAUUUCUGAGGGCCUGAAGAGAGAGGGAAAGCCUGCUGCUAUCAAUACCGCGCAGCCAAAGGUCGUCAAGUGCCUCAGAUCGCCUGGUGAUUAUGUGUUCCUUGAUCUGGAGACCCCCGGAGAGAAGAGCAACGCGAACAGCGACUCCAGCCCAGGUCUUUCCCCCAAGGCCAAAGCUACCGAAGGCGAAUCUGGUGAGGACCAAUCUGGCGACGAAUCUGGCGAAGCUGCGAAGGACCAGGACCCGAGAAGCAUUCUCGAAAAAAGACUCGAUGCAAUCCGCCACAUCGUGAAGAACAUAUUCCAGGGACAGUCGGACGAGGAUACCAAGUCUGGAAAGGCUCCGCAGGAUGCCAAAGGAUGGGACACAAAGAACAUGAAGUGCAUCAAGUGCUUCGGAGACUGCCCAGUCUGCGGCAAAGCAUGCUGCAUCUUCGACAUUGCUCGCCGCACCGCUGCCGAGGCAAAUUCCACCCCUGAACAUGCCGAAGCCGCAAAGCAGAUUCUUAAGCUCAUCCAGAGUCUGGGCAACAGCGUCUUGGAGGCGAGCACCUACUCCCUGUGCACCACGCCCGGAGGCUGCGGACGUGCAAGGACUGCAAGGAAGAUCCCUGGGCUGCGUGCGACUGGCACGAUUACUGAUGUUCUCAUUGAGACUACUCGGUGCAAAGCCACUCUGAUAAUGCAGAUUCAAUUGCAAGGGAAAUCUCACGAACAGCUCGCCGCAGCGACCGAUUCGACUUUACCACCCAACGCCAACCAACAAAACCUCGUCUCGACCGGCUGCGCAUCUCCAACAUUCAAGAUGCGUACCUACGACGAUUCUUUCAGCGGUCAGAAGAUCUACCCUGGAAAGGGUAAGCUGUACGUCCGUGGCGACAGCAAGAUCUUCCGCUUCCAGAAUGGAAAGUCCGAAUCCCUGUUCCUCCAGCGCAAGAACCCUCGCCGGAUAGCCUGGACUGUCCUCUACCGCCGUCAGCACAAGAAGGGUAUCUCUGAAGAAGUUGCCAAGAAGCGCACCCGCCGUGUCGUCAAGCACCAGCGUGCCAUCGUCGGUGCCUCCCUUGAUGUGAUCAAGGAGCGCCGCAGCAUGCGCCCUGAGGCUCGUGCCGCCGCCCGCCAGCAGGCUAUCAAGGAGGCCAAGGAGAAGAAGGCCGCUUCCGAGAGCCGCAAGAAGGCUGAGAAGGCCAAGAGCGCCGCCACCGCCGCCAAGGGCACUGCUCAGCGCAUCCAGAGCAAGCAGGGUGCUAAGGGUUCUGCUCCCAAGGUCGCCGCCAAGUCUCGUUAA
Molecule: messenger RNA, 1845 nt
Organism: Aspergillus viridinutans
Lineage: Eukaryota; Fungi; Ascomycota; Eurotiomycetes; Eurotiales; Aspergillaceae
Product: 60S ribosomal eL24 domain-containing protein
Exons: 11
Coding region: 1-1845 (614 amino acids)
Biological process (GO): cytoplasmic translation
Cellular component (GO): cytosolic large ribosomal subunit
Molecular function (GO): mRNA binding; structural constituent of ribosome
Source: RefSeq, a predicted model, not a curated record